Messenger RNA from Angiostrongylus costaricensis, 333 nucleotides. The record is from the annotation of a GenBank genome assembly. Lineage: Eukaryota; Metazoa; Nematoda; Chromadorea; Rhabditida; Metastrongylidae.
AUGUCUCUAGUGAUGAUAGCAUGUGGCAGUAUAGGACGCGGCGCACGUGCGCGUAUGCAACUGCGGCUGAUCUUGAUCGUUGAUCUUGGGCUGCAACAGACUGUACAACUACCUGAAACAUCAAAUGUUAUUGGCUUCGUUGUUCACAAAGCAAUAGUAAACUGUUCUGCUGCUACGCCUCCACCCUCGGAUAAGUCAUCUCUGUUGUGCCAACCAUGUCAACUGCCUGAAACACUGACCGUAACUGGCCGGGUAGAACACGAAGAUUUUAUUACGGUAUGCAGGAUGCGGUCGCAAGACGGCCAAGGAAUCGACAUCAUACAUGGUCGUUAA